AUGCUGAGGAGACGGAACCUUCUCACCACUCUUCUUAUUGUCCUGCCAUGGGCUCUGCUGCUAACACUAUGGCACCAGAAUCCUACCACUCGUUACCUCGCACUUCAAAGAAAAGACACAGGUGACAAUUCCACAGCCAAACCUCUCCUUAGCAAUGUAACUCAGAUGAAAGAUGAAUCCCUGCACUGUGGCCACCAACACGUUACUCGAGAAACUCCCAUGGUUGUUAGGACAUAUGUAUAUUCGCGGCCUCCGCCUUGGUCCGAGGAUCUUCCCAUUAUCUAUGUGAUAACGCCAACCUACACAAGGCCUGUACAGAAGGCAGAGCUGAUCCGACUAGCCAACACCUUUCUACAUGUUGUCAAUUUGCACUGGAUUGUGGUGGAAGAUGCUCCUAGACGAACCAAACUGGUGGCCAAUCUGUUGGAGAAGUCAGGAAUUAACUUUACCCAUCUGAAUGUAGAUAGCCCACGCAAUUUAAAGAUAGGCUUAUCAAGGAUGCCAACGCAUACACCACGAGGAACAAUGCAAAGAAACCUGGGUUUGCGCUGGCUCCGAGACAAUAUAAACUCUUCCAACCCACCAGAUGGAGUGGUAUAUUUUGCAGAUGAUGAUAACACAUACAGUCUGGAACUCUUUGAGGAGAUGAGAUACACACGGACGGUGUCUGUCUGGCCAGUGGCUUUUGUUGGAGGUUUGAGGUAUGAAUCGCCUAAAGUCAGUACAACAGGAAGAGUUGUUGGUUGGAAGACUGUUUUUGACCCUAAUCGUCCUUUUGCUAUUGAUAUGGCUGGGUUUGCCAUCAGCCUUCGACUUAUUCUGGAAAGACCCUAUGCUAAUUUCAAGUUGGAAGGCGUUAAGGGUGGUUACCAGGAGACCAGCCUAUUAAAAGAUCUGGUCACAGUGGAUGGACUGGAACCCAAAGCCGCCAACUGCACUAAGGUUUUGGUUUGGCACACAAGGACCGAGAGGCCUACACUUGUGAAUGAAGGUAAACGAGGAUUCACAGACCCCAAUAUAGAAGUUUAG
Messenger RNA from Bombina bombina (fire-bellied toad), 1029 nucleotides. Its product is annotated as galactosylgalactosylxylosylprotein 3-beta-glucuronosyltransferase 1-like. Gene Ontology annotation, molecular function: galactosylgalactosylxylosylprotein 3-beta-glucuronosyltransferase activity. The record is from RefSeq and is a predicted model, not a curated record. NCBI's taxonomy places the organism in Eukaryota, Metazoa, Chordata, Amphibia, Anura, Bombinatoridae. Gene Ontology annotation, biological process: carbohydrate metabolic process; chondroitin sulfate proteoglycan biosynthetic process. Bases 1 to 1029 code for a protein of 342 amino acids. Gene Ontology annotation, cellular component: Golgi membrane. The transcript has 4 exons.